Solanum dulcamara is the source of this 933-nucleotide messenger RNA. RefSeq lists its product as uncharacterized. The record is from RefSeq and is a predicted model, not a curated record. The transcript is spliced from 4 exons. The coding region runs from base 1 to 933 and encodes 310 amino acids. NCBI's taxonomy places the organism in Eukaryota, Viridiplantae, Streptophyta, Magnoliopsida, Solanales, Solanaceae.
AUGGGGGAAAAUAUCGCGAAAACAAUGGUGGUCGUAGAGGCAGCAAAGGAGCUGCCAGCAGUAGAGGAUUUUCAGAAGAGGAGGCUGGUAAUGAGGUGUAACAGUUGGGGAGAGAUUUAUCCGAUCACCAAUCCAGUUACCUCACCAUCUACUUUUUCUUCUUUGGCACCAUCUCUUUGGCAUAAAUCUCUUUAUGGGCUGAAACAAGCUCUGCGGGCUUGGUAUAACCAAUUUGCUGGUUAUAUCCAUACUCUUGGGUUUCUCACAGUAAGACCGAUCAUUCUUUGUUUGUUUAUCGUCAAGGAUUUGGUCCCGUUGAGUUAUUUCUUGGGCAUUGCUGUCACUCAUCAUACAGGUGGUUUAUUUUUAUCUCAAAGGAAGUAUGCAGCCGAGAUCAUUGACCGAGCUGGUAUAUCAUCGUGUAAGCCAUCUACUACUCCAAAAGCCAAAGCUGGGGCUAUUAUGAGCAUACCGUUUGAGGACCCAUCUCUUUAUCAGAGUCUUGUAGAAGCAUUGCAAUACCUCACGUUCACGAGACCAGAUAUAACUUAUGUUGUACAACAGGUAUGCUUAUUCAUGCAUGACCCACGGGAUGAGCAUAUGAACGCUCUCAAGCGCAUCGUGCGCUACCUACAAGGUACUUUUGAUUAUGGUCUUCAUCUUUAUCCCUCUUCCACAACCACUCUUGUCUCAUAUAGUGAUGCUGAUUGGGGUGGGUACCCCAAUACAAAGCAUUCGACUUCAGGUUAUUGUGUCUUUAUGGAUGAUAACUUGAUCUCAUGGUCCGCCAAAUGUGAAUCUACUUUGUCCCAUUUGAGUGCAGAGGCAGAAUACCGAGGGGUUGCCAAUGUGGUUUCUGAGCAUGUUGGUUGCGAAACACUUUCUUUUGAAACUUCAUUGUCUAAUUCCACGGGCUACUUUGGUUUACUAUGA